GCGAAUGGCUGUACACAAUAUUCGGAUGGUAGUGAUGGGAGUGAAAGCCAAUCGUGCCAACGCGAUGUCGACACACGGUUUAAUAGAAAUUUGAACUUGCAAAGACAAACGAGAGAUGUUGUCAUGAUGAAAUAUCUACCAAGAAUAGACCCCGUAAAGGUUGGCUAUAAGAGGAAUGUUCAAAUUUUUCCUGGUGAAACACAUCAAAUGCAAACAUUGUCUCUAAACCCUCCAAUAUUUGAAGUGGAAAAUUUCCUAACGAACGAAGAGUGUGAUUUAAUUAUUAGCACCGCGAAAACCAGUGGUUUAUCGGAGAGUACUACAGUCAGAGCAAAUAGGAAUCGAUUAUCAAUAGAGAAAAUAAUGGAAUUUUUUGGCAAAGUUGAUAUAAAUUUUGACAGAAUUUUAAAUACGUACGAGAUUGGAGAGUUUUUCAUAAAGUUGUCCGGAUUGGUGCUCGGGGACGACGACAUAGCACAAAUGCUGAACUCUCUUAAACUGGACGUCAAUCAUGAUGGUAAGCUUUCUGACGAGGAAAUGUUUACAGGAUUAGCAGGAAAGAGCUACGAUAAGUUCUACACAUAUUUGGAAAAUUUGCAAAGAACGAAUCCUGAACGAAAGGUCCGAUAUAGUGACACGGUGUUUAUAGAACCUUCCACUUCGUUAGAGCUCUUUGAAAAUAUCAGACACAGGAUUGUAAAUCUGACAGACUUGCCAUAUGGAAUGAUUAAAGCUGGGGAGCAUUUGCAGGUGGUCAGAUAUCGACCAAGUGGGCAUUAUCAUUCCCAUCUUGAUUCGGAAAAUAGCCGCGACAGCAAAGAAUGUUGCCAAUACAGAGAUUGGAAAUCAGGCUGUAAAUUGUGCAG
Messenger RNA from Dendronephthya gigantea, 866 nucleotides. Its product is annotated as transmembrane prolyl 4-hydroxylase-like. The record is from RefSeq and is a predicted model, not a curated record. Gene Ontology annotation, biological process: peptidyl-proline hydroxylation to 4-hydroxy-L-proline. Gene Ontology annotation, cellular component: endoplasmic reticulum. The annotation marks the transcript as partial. The transcript has 8 exons. NCBI's taxonomy places the organism in Eukaryota, Metazoa, Cnidaria, Anthozoa, Malacalcyonacea, Nephtheidae. Gene Ontology annotation, molecular function: procollagen-proline 4-dioxygenase activity.